Molecule: messenger RNA, 17980 nt
Organism: Xyrichtys novacula (pearly razorfish)
Lineage: Eukaryota; Metazoa; Chordata; Actinopteri; Labriformes; Labridae
Source: the annotation of a GenBank genome assembly
GGUUUGCUUCUACGACGUUCCGCUUCCCCUCCCGUUCACGAAGCUCCUCCCCGGGCUCAGCAAAAAAAAAAAAAAAAAUCCAGUCUGAGAGUAGUUGGGAGAGACGGGAAUAGAGAGUCUGAUAAAAAAAAUAAUAUCAUAUUUCUCCUUCACAUCUCCGGGGAAGAGUAGGCUUUGGGUCUGGGCUGAGAAGGAGAGAAAAAAUCAGCAGAGACGGGGCGGAGAUUGAGGAGUUUGUUUAGAGCGAGAGUGAGACUUUUACAGCUGACAGCAACCGGUAAGUUUAAUUUACUCAUUCAUUAGUCGGUCAGUUAGUUUGUCAAACACUUUGCGUAGUUUGUAAAUCUUAAAAGUUACCUCAAGUGUUGUUUUUGUUACAGGAAGUGGUCUAACACAAUCUAAAAAUGACAAGGAGACACUUUUCCUGUCUGCUAGGAGAAUGAAGACAAAAUACAACAAGACAUUAGUGUUUGUGGUAUCGUGGCUUCAUUUCUCUGUCAUUUAAGCAGCCAAUGUCAGUCUACAGUCAGUUUCAAAACAAGAUAUCUGCAACAAAAGCCAUUUGGUCUCCAAGAUUUUCAAGUUGCAAACCCCAAUAAAUUUUAGUUAAGUUUUAACAGGACACCAGAGAUGAACUUUAGGCUUGAGUCACUUUAAAUGCACAUGGUUGACAGAGCAGACAAAUCUCAUCCCGACAGUUAAAUAUGACAUUUAAUUGUGAGUAAUUCAUGCAGAAACUGUAAAAAUAAAGCUUGUUUCUUUGGAUGUAAGACUUACACCUACCCCCUUACUCUGGUUUUAGGCAUAAAGGCAUCAAUAUGAACUUAAGUCAGUUUCAUUAUUAUCUAAAACUCCUCAUAGUACCUUUAAAGCUCCUAUGAAGAAAUUAGUUUCAUUUUGGCGCACCCAGUGGACAACCUAAUACCUCUUAUUUCUAUUUCCAGCUUGUCUACAAUCUCAGAGGAGAGGCAAUUUACUUUAUUUUACUCUUGUGAAUAAAGCUACUCACCUACUCUAUUCCAGCAGUCGCUUGUGUGUAGGGAGACCUCAGCCAGUCCAUUACGGACUAUAGCGGGGUGACACAGCUCAAGGAAGAACAUUUAUGAUCAUUUCUUCAUGGAAAUGCAAUCAGACUGAGACGCUAAGACAGAAGACCCACCGCGUUUGCAGUGCAAAAUGAUUGAUAUGAUGAUUAUUACUUAAAGGAAAUGAUAAAGAAAUUAUCAUAAAUGUUCUUCCUUGAGCUGCGUCACCCCACUGCAGUGGAUAGACUCACCCGAGGUCUUGCUACAAACAAGUGGCUGCUGCUUUGACCCUAAAUUAAUUUUACGCUGGAAUAUCCCUUUAUGGUUGCAGUAUUAACAACAUGAAAAUGUGAACCCUACAAGAUCUGAUGUAAAGAAAAGAUGGUUGUUUGUCAAACAAAAGUCCAAUUAAUAAUUUCUGACACAUUCCUGAAAGUUUGUCAAUCUAACUGAUCUAACUAAUGAGCUUUAAAGUUGAAACAGAUUGCUAUCUGCACCUGCAUGUAGACGUCUGUUUAAAAAAAUUGUGUAAUAUUAGAGUUAGCGUCAAAGUUAGACUUGUAGCAACCAAAAGGAGUGUCACAGUGGCGUGUUUUCUGCUUGCUUUUGCUCUCCACGCAAAAUCUUAAAAACAUGGCUUUAACGGGGAGAGUUUGGACUCCUUGUCUCCUUGUCUGUAAAUGCCUAACAUCAACAUCCAGCCUCCUGCAGGUACACUGAACCAGUCAUUCAUGCCCAGAAGCCUAACAGGCUGUGACUGUGAGUCCAGAGUGCAGUCUUGUACCUGCUCCAGGUUGUACAGUGAAGUUUUGACAGAGAGGUGGAGGCGGCUGUUUGAAUAACAGGAUAAGGUGUUCAGUGUGGGCGUGCAGCUGGACACUGUGUUUACACUUCAAUCACUGCCAGAGCUAUAAUCACUGAGGUGACUGCAGUGUGUACUAAAGUGUUUGGCUCUGUGUGUGUUUCUGUUUUAGUGAAUGAAAAAAGGUAAAGGCGGGUAAAGUGUGUGUGUGUGUGUGUGUGUGUGUGUGUGUGUGUGUGUGUGUGUGUGUGUGUGUGUGUGUGUGUGCAUGUGUGUGUGUUUGUGUGUUAUAGCUUCAUCACUCCUUCCAGGAAGUCUUCAGCUGAAUUUCCUUUUAUAGAAGCCGAACACAAAAGACUUGCUGUCCACUUCCUGUAAACAGCCCUUGCGACUGUGUUUGCUGUGCUCCGAUUGGCCGGACCCGUCCUGUGACCCCUUUUGGAGCUCGGGGAGUUCCAGGAUGAGGAAGUGGGCUUCCCUUGGUGGCUGCCAGCCACAGGGAAUAGAAAGUCCUCUGGUGCAGUGAGAAGUCAAAGAAUGAGGAAUAGAAAAUUAGGAAGGGCAGAGGGAUGGUGAAAGAGAGGCUCUGUGGAUUGAGAACAGAUGACAGAUGCAGUUGGACGCCAUCUGGAUGUAAAAUAGCCAGUGAGGUUACCAACAGAGGAGCAUGGAGACAGGAAUGUGGAGGAAAAGUGCAGCCAGUAGUUUUAAAUGGAAGACAUUCACAUCAGUGGAGCUGUAACAGUCAAUAAAUCAGUAAAAUGUCUGUAACAAGAUCAGCCUGCUGUUUACAAUGUUGAAUAUUGUCAUAUUGUUUUAUGGACAUUGGAACAAACGUCUGGCACUCACAGAGGUGUCAUAUUUUCUGUAGCUACUAUAUUCAACAAUGUCUUUUUGACUUUAGCUCAGGCUUAAAGUCAAAAGCCCAUAACGUGAAUGUUAUGCCACAUUGAUUUGCCAUUUCUAACUUGGUUUUAUUUGCACAUUGGCGUCUUUCUCUACAUUUUCUUUUUAUCAUUCACUGAGACGGUUCAACUGCUUUUAUAGAUUUUUCACAGCUAAUGGGCAGUGCAACAGGUUAUAAAGAUAAAACAGUCUUCAGAGGAGGUGUGUGUAUGUUUGUUGAGCAAACAAGUUAACAUGGACUCAUUAUUCACUUCUUUUUUUUUGUUUUUUUGUCUCUCACCAAAUCCUGAGGUGAUACCUGACUCUAAAAUCAUGAGAAAACAGUUGACUUCCUACUUACAAAUACAAAACUGAUGCUUAAAGACACUGACAGUAAGAAAUUCAAGGAUGUUGAUACAGAUAAUGAGAGAGCAGGUCAGCUGAUGGCCAAUGCAGAAUCCUGAUAUCGCCUUUUUUUUUGUGCAUUUGACAAAUUAUGAGAGUAUAAACCUGCUAGCUAAUGACAAAGAAAACCGCUAAACGAGAGUCCAUACUGCUCUGCAAACCUUUGAAUUUCUUCUACAAAACCCAAUUCCAUUGAAGUUGGGAAAAUGUGAUAAUCGUAAAUAAAAACAGAGCGUGUUACAACAGCGUGGCUUCGUAGUAAAAGAGUGUGGGUACUCGACUGGCCUGCCUGCAGUCCAGACCUGUCUCCCAUUGAAAAUAUGUGGCGCAUUAUGAAGCGUAAAAUACGACAACAGAGACCCCGGACUGUUGAACAACUGAACCUGUACAUCAAGCAAGAAUGGGAAAGAAUUCCACCUUCAAAGCUUCAACAAUCAGUCUCCUCAGUUCCCAAACAUUAAUUGAGUGUUGUUAAAAGGAAAGGUGAUGUACACACGUGGACAAAAUUGUUGGUACCCCUCAGUUAAAGAAGGAAAAACCCACAAUUCUCACUGAAAUCACUUGAAACCUACAAAAGUAACAAUAAAUAAAAAUUUAUUGAAAAUUAAAUAAUCAAAAUCAGCCAUUACGUUUGAAAUGUUGAUUAACAUAAUUAUUUAAAAAAAACAAACUAAUGAAAUAGGGCUGGACAAAAAUGAUGGUACCUCUAUAAAAGAUUGAAAACUAUUUGACCAGAGUGACAUGAUUAACUCAGGUGUGUCCUUUAAUUGACAUCACAGGUGUUUCCAAACUCAUAAUCAGUCAGUCUGCCUAUUUAAAGGGAGACAAGUAGUCACUCUGCUGUUUGGUGAAAAGGUGUGUACCACACUGAACAUGGACAACAGAAAGCGAAGGAGAGAAUUGUCCCAGGACAUCCGAAAAAAAAUUAUAGACAAACAUCUUAAAGGUGCAGGCUAUAAGACCAUCUCUAAACAGCUUGAAGUUCCUGUGACAACAGUGGCUCAUAUUAUUCAGAAGUUCAAGACCCACGGGACAGUAGCCAACCUCCCUGGACGUGGCCGCAAGAGGAAAAUUGAUGACAGAUUGAAGAGACAGAUCGUUCGAAUUGUAUCCAAAGAGCCCAGGACAACCUCCAAAGAAAUUAAAGGUGAACUCCAAGGCCAAGGUACAUCAGUGUCAGAUUGCACCAUUCGUCGUUGUUUGAGCCAAAGUGGACUUCAUGGGAGACGACCAAGGAGGACACCACUGCUGAAAAAAAAUCAUAAAAAAGCGAGACUGGAAUUUGCAAAAAUGCAUGUUGACAAGCCACAAAGCUUCUGGGAGAAUGUCCUUUGGACAGAUGAGACCAAACUGGAGCUUUUUGGUAAGGCACAUCAACUCUAUGUUCAUAGACUCAAAAACCAAGCAUACGAAGAAAAGAACACUGUCCCUACGGUGAAACAUGGAGGAGGCUCAGCAAUGUUUUGGGGCUGCUUUGCUGCAUCUGGCACAGGGUGUCUUGAAUGUGUGCAAGGUAAAAUGAAAUCUGACGACUAUCAAGGCAUUCUGGAGAGAAAUGUGCUGCCUAGUGUCAGAAAGCUUGGUCUCAGUCGCAGGUCAUGGGUCUUCCAACAGGACAACGAUCCAAAACACACAGCCAAAAACACCCAAGAAUGGCUGAGAGAAAAGCGUUGGACUAUUCUAAAGUGGCCUUCCAUGAGCCCAGAUCUGAAUCCCAUUGAACAUCUGUGGAAGGAGCUGAAACAUGCCAUUUGGAGAAGACACCCAUCAAACCUGAGACAACUGGAGCAGUUUGCUCAUGAGGAGUGGGCCAAAAUACCUGUUGACAGCUGCAGAACACUCAUUGACAAAUACAGAAAUCGUUUAAUUGCAGUGAUUGCCUCAAAAGGUUGUGCAACAAAAUAUUAAGUUAUGGGUACCAUCAUUUUUGUCCAGCCCUAUUUCAUUAGUUUGUUUUUUUUAAAUAAUUAUGUUAAUCAACAAUUCAAAAGUAAUGGCUGAUUUUGAUUAUUUAAUUUUCAAUAAAUUUUUAUUUAUUGUUACUUUUGUAGGUUUCAAGUGAUUUCAGUGAGAAUUGUGGGUUUUUCCUUCUUUAACUGAGGGGUACCAACAAUUUUGUCCACGUGUGUAACACAGUGGUAAACAUGCCUCUGUCCCGACUACUUUGGCACGUGUUGGAGCUAUGAAAUUCUGAGUUAAUUAUUAUUUGCAAAAAAAAAAAAUAAUAAAGUUUAUGAGUUUGAACGUUGAAUAUCUUGUCUUUGUAGUGUAUUCAAUUGAAUAUCGGUUGAAAAGGAUUUGUAUUCUGUUUUUAUUUACGUUUAUCACAAUUUUCCAACUUCAAUGGAAUUAGGUUUUGUUUCUAAAAUGAGUGUGUAAGACAAAAAAAUACAAAGUAAAUAUUUGGUUAAAAACCCAGAUUAAGAUCCAUCAUACCAUGUGCAUAACAGUGAAAUCUAAGAGGGAGUCUAUGCUGAUUUGAAGCCGAUUAUGUCAAAAGGUCAGUAAUCGGCCUGACUUAUUAAUCAGCCUAAUACCCUGGGUAACCCUGAUCCCAACCAUGCUGUUCAGUAAGAUUUUCAAAGUUUGACAUGACACAAUGAGCGCUAAAUCUUUGAAGCUAGCUCCUAAUGAUUGACAGAAAUGAUCCCAGUUUCCUGCUAUUGCAGAGUUAAAUCACUUCAGCAGUAUAAGGGAGUGUUCAGUUAAACACGCACACACACACACACAUGCGCCUGUGGCCCGCGGUGCUUAUGUGUGCACCUGCCUGCUCCUCUCAGCUUUUUCCCUGCUGCACGCAGUAAGCUUAGCUCAAAGCUACGUUAAAGAUGUUCAACAAGUGCUCACAAUGGAGCCCCUGUUGGCAAGGGGAGUGUGUGUUUGAGGGUAGGGAAUGUGUGUAUGGGAUGGGGCCUGUGCGUGUGUGUGUGUGUGUGUGAUGAACAGGAGAGUACGCGCAGCCCUGCAGCCAUGGAAUUCCUGCAGAGAGACAACUUGUCUCAGCCUGGCCUGCCUUCACCCAGCACUCAGUCAAACACACACACACACACACACACACAUAUACACACUGAGACUCUGAAAAUGCACAUUAACGCUGGACUGGGGCUAAUUUUAUCCUGCCAGGGCAAGAACACACUCGUCCCGGCCAAUAUCUCUGUGGAAUGAGGCAGCCUGCUAAGACCUGCCCCGAGAGGCAGAAAAGAGAGAGCGAGGUUUUCAAGUCAGUGAGAGCUAAGUAGACGGAUAAGCACACGAAAAACCAGAGCUGGACUCACUUACUUGGAGUUAAGUGUUUGACUGGUCUUCUGUGAGACGCAGAAGAGGCGACAAACAGGUGAGUGCUUUACAGCUUGUGUGAUAGAGGCAUUCAGCUGAGGUUUAAAAGGAGAGCUUAAAGAUCUUUGUUUUCUGUCGGUGGACUGGCUCCUGAGGUUGUGUUUUUCUGCUCCUCUGCUUCAUGCCACAAAGGAAGUUUUAAGAUGUGAAAAUUAGUACAAGUGUUAACUGUGGUGGCACUUUUAUAAAGGUUAAGUUAAUUGAACAUUAAUAAACUAAUCCAUGAAGCAGAGAGGAGAAAUGAUGCAGCUUUGAGUCAUUUCUGAAAUGUGCUCAGCUUUCAGCCCGAGGACACUGUUGCUUCACAAGACAAACCAGCUUGUGCACUUUAACCUGAUGGUGUGAAUAAGUGUGUAAGUGAAUGAGUUAAAUCCUGAAAUCAGUACAUCUCAUUAAGUGGAGCUUUAUUUCAUUCAUGCUGUGAUUAUUUUGGUCUUCAAUGUGAUCCGGGUCAGCAGAGCAGCAACAUGACAGUAAACUCCAGGUGUGAAUUAGAGGUCACAGACAAACCUACCUGAGCCACGUCUGUGAUCCGGGGUUUUAUACGCGCUGUGUCAUCGGUGGUCAGACACAGGAAGUGAGGAAACCUUUGUUUGCUUCCUUUUUCCUGUCUGUGAUGUCAGAAAAAAAAAAGUAGGCUGCAGCUUAGAGUCAACUUAACUGCUUGCUCUGCAGGACUGUAAAAGGUGGAAAUGUGGUUGUGGGUUUCGUGCAUGUGUGUGUGUAUGGGAGUGCGUGUCUGCAAUCUCAGUUUUCACCAUAUUUGGGUAAUGGAUGAUACUCAGUGUGAAAGAAGAGUUCAGAUGAAACUGUCAAAAUAAAAGUCCUGCUUAUACAAUCACAAUACAACCCAAAAAACAAAAACUUACAUUCAUAGAGAAGAGUAAAAAGCUGCUUUUUCCUGAAGUAUCAUUUAAAACAACUAAAAAUCCAUUUAUUUGAUUGUCUUUUUUAAAGCUAUAGUAGGCAACACUGUGCCAUAAGAAUUCUGCUAAAAUUAAAGCAAGUUUUAAUCAUUUCAUACACCUCUAAAAACAUUAAUCUUAAAUGUUCCUUCUAAUCUAUGAUUGUAAGAACCUACCACUUAUAUUUGUUUUUUUAAGAAACUGGUCAAGUCUGAAUCAAACAACCAAUCAGAGCUAGCUUGCUCACAGUCUGUACCUUUAUUUUACCAUCUAGUGGUAGUUUAUGGGGGUCUAGAUCUUCAACAUGGGAAGUGUUGUGGUAUUCUGUGUCGUAUUAGCCAGUCAUGUUUCAGCAGGCUUUGGUGUAUGCAGAAAAACAGUGAAAAGCAAAAUUUGUGGAUAUCUGCUGGCAAGAGCAGCAAUUGGUCUGUUAGCUUAGUCAGUUUGAAGUUUCAGCUUGAUACAAAUCUGCUGUGUGAUGCUCGGAAAAAGGUAGAUUGCCUUCUCCGGGUUGAAGGGAAGGUCCUGCCUCAAGUGGAGGAGUUAAAGUAUCUCGGGAUCUUGUUCAUGAGUGAGGGUAGGAUGGAACGGGAGAUCAACAGGUGGAUCAGAGCGGCGUCAGCAGUGAUGCAGACGCUUAACCGAUCAGUCGUGGUGAAGAAAGAGCUGAGCCGUAAGGCGAGACUCUUGAUUUACUGGUCGAUCUACGUGCCGACCCUCACCUAUGGCCAUGAACUUUGGGUAAUGACCGAAAGAACGAGAUCGCGGAUACAAGCGUCCAAAAUGGGUUUCCUUCGCAGGGUGGCCGGGCUCAGCCUUAGAGAUAGGGUAAGGAGCUUGGACACUCGGGAGGCACUCAGAGUAGAACCGCUGCUCCUCCACGUCGAGAGGAGUCAGCUGAGGUGGCCUCUGGACACCUUCCAUUAGAGGUGUUCCCGACAUGUCCCACCGGAAGGAGACCUCGUGGCCGACCCGGGACCAGGUGGAGGGAUUAUAUCUCUCGCCUGGCCUGGGAGCGCCUGGGAAUCCCCCUGGAGGAGCUGGUGGAAGUGGCUGGGGUGAGGGCCGUUCGGGGUUCCCUCCUGAAGCUGCUGCCCCCGCAACCGGACCCGGAUAAGCGGAAGAAAAUGAUGAUGAUGACGACAAUGAUGACGACAACAAUGACAACAGUGACGACAACGACAGCAACCAUUUUAACAGCUCUGCUCCUCUUGAAGACAGAUCUGACAUUUAUACUUUCUAUAAAUCUUUAACACAGUGAUUUUUGUUUUUUUUUCUAGGAAAACGAGAUAAUAUGAUCAGUUUCUUUUUGGGGUUAAUGCUGUAGUUGUUAUUUUUAAUUGUUCGAGUAAGGGGCAGGCACGCAUAAGAAUCUUUGUUCUUCUUGUUGCUCCUUUCCAAUCAUGGAGGUGUUGAUUUGACAACGUUGUGUGCUUGUGCAAAUUCUGUUGUCCACUUUCAUGUGAGGAACAAAGAAACAAAUUAAAAAAGGGAAAAAAAGUAGCAAAACAGUAAAGUGUCUGUGAAAGAGUGAAAGAGAAGAUGAGAAAUUAAGCUACUACCCUGACUUGUUCCUGAGGGGAUAUUUGCCACUCAAUGUCUGAAAACGAUAGACGACAACUGCUGAUCAGUUUUAACAAUUUGCUCGCACUGAACCAGCCAAUCACAGUAAGUCGAUAGAAACUUGCAGCAUUCAACCUUGACCUGACUUGUGCCUGCAUCUCUCUUAUUCUGGUUCUUCUCCUCAGUACAGUAAAGUACAGCUGCUGUGGAUACACAACAGCUGUUGCUUUUUAACCUUUUUGUUGGGAGGUAUAUCGAUUGGCUGUCAGUGUUUCUGUCCUGUGAGUUUGACUCAACCAGCUGAGUGGAACAGACAGUUUGCAUGACAUUCAGUGUGGAUUUUAGUGCAUUGAUUGUUGGGAGAGAGCGAGCAGAGGGAAGAGUGAGAGGUUUUUCCAUUGGACAAUCACAUCGCAAACCCUACUUUAAUUGAUGUAUUUGACACUGAAAUUGCAUUUUACUUUACUUUUCAUUCUAUGUAUACAAACUUAGUGAGUCAUAAUCUGAACAACAGCUGACGAGUCUGCAUUUCCUCCUUUGAAAUAAGUGCUUUCAUCCGAAGCGGCUAAAAAAAAAGAAGUCUCACAAGAGUAAAAAUAACAAAUUUCCAGACAGACGGAAGUAUGCAUUUUGUGAUUUGUGUUGAGGGGGUAGUAAAUAAGUAAGUGAUAUGUGGUUUGAGGCGUUUGCAGCAUGGUAGACUUGAAUUUGAUUUGGGCAAACGCCGGUGGACAGGAAGCAAAAAGAGGAGAGCAGAUUGGCUUUCAUGAAAGAAUAAAAAUGUAAAUUUUAGUCUCUAGAUGUGAAAUAUUUCUUCCUUUUCUAACAGAGUAGAAACAUGACAUUAAAGUUAAGUUUGCCUUUCUUUGACCUCUUUCAUCUCAGUCUCUCUUUUACUGCUCUCCUCAUUUUCCAUACCUAAACUUUAACUUCCAACCUUAUCUCUCUCUCUCUCUCUCUCUCUCUCUCUCUCUCUCUCUCUCUCUCUCUCUCUCUCUCUCUCUCUCGCUCUCUCUCUUUGUGUUUCUCUCUCUGCCUCCUUUCCUUCCUCAUUCAUUCGCAAGAGUAAGCGAGACCCAACACGUCACUUUGCCCGUUCAGCGCUGCUUCCUGUUCACACUCUCUGUUCCCCUCUCUCCAACACUCAGAGCUGCUCCACAGAUUGUGGCAUGGAUUGAUUUCUUUAGGUCGGUGUGAGUUUUUUCCUUAUUUCUUACUUUGCUUCAACCGUUUGUUUACUCUGUUUAGCGUCGGCUGAGCUUGAACUUGAUCCGCAGCAGCUUCUCACCAGCGUUUUCGAGCUGACUUUGAGCUUUCACACGCAUUGUGAAAUACCAAAAAACAGGAAGAGCAGCAGUCGGGUGAGCAGCUGACUUAUUGUACUUCUUAUAUGCACUGUCAUGUAUCUAUCCGCCCUCUGUCUGUGCAGGUGUACUUGUGUGUAGAUGUGUGACAGCGGAGUGUGUGAGGACAAGCCCCCCGCCCCCCCUGUCAGGAUGAGCAGCCAAGGAGGAGGAACUAAGGACUCCCAGUCAGCCAAUCAUAAACCGCUGCCGUCUGUACCAGAGGAGAGGAAGUCCAGAAACAAGAUCAUCUCUAUGUUCGCCUCUGAGAAAGGUGAGUGAACAGAUCCAAACACCUGGGGAAAAAAGUACCCACUCAAUGCAGUUUAUAAAAAGGAAGUUGACCUUUGACCUUUAUAUGCAGGAGGAAGGAAGAAGGAUCGGGACAAGGACAGGCCAGAGAUCUCCUCCCCCUCAGACUUUGAGCACACCAUCCAUGUGGGUUUUGAUGCUGUCACUGGAGAGUUCACGGUGAGUGCUGACUCCAGAGUUGUGCAACGUACUCAUUAAGUUGGGAUGAUGAACUGACCGCAAGUUUUUGCUUUAAAAGUUUGUAACUCAAAGCAACGAAACACUUCCACCUAACUUCUAACCAAAUGUUUACUUCAGGAGUUACAGCAAUAACUGCACGUGUUUGCAGAUGGAGGGAAGGGGGGGUGUCUAGACUUUUUAAUUGGGAUGCCCAAACAAAUGCACUGAUUUAUGCAGGAGUGAAAUUAAGUCUUUGAAAAGCAUUUUCCCACUUAAACUCUGCAGCCUGUUGCAACACAAUUGAUUGAUCAUGCAAGUGUUGUUUUCGUUGACGAUGACAUUGACGAAAUAUUUUCGUCAAUGUCAUCGUCAACAAAAACAACACUGGUUGUUUGCCCUUUUUUUCCACAACAAAGACGUGACAUUGAUGAGCUAAACAUAAGUCUUAGAUGACUAAAAUGUUACGAGACGAAUUUGCGUUUACGUUGACGUGACGAGACUAGACUAGACGAAAACGUUAGUGGUAGAUGAACAGAGUUACGAAAUUCAUGAGCAUUUCGUCAUUGAAACGCUAAACAUAUAUUCUGCAGUGUUGUUUUCGUUGACGAUGACAUUGAUGAAAUAUUUUCGUCAACGCCAUCAUCAACGAAAACAACACUGGAUGUUUACAUUGGCGAAAAUAUUUCAUCAACGUCCCUUUUUUUCACGAAGAAGACAUGACAUUGAUGGGCUAAACAUAAGUCUUAGAUGACUAAAAUGUGAAGAGACGAAUGUGCGUUUACGUUGAUGAGACAAGACGAAAACAUUAGUGGUUGACGACGAACAGAGUUGCAAAAUUCAUGAACAUUUUGGCGUCAAACACUAAACAUAUAUUCUGCAGUGUUGUUUUCGUUGACGAUGACUUUGACAAAAUAUUUUAGUCAAAGUCAUCGUCAACGAAAACAACACUGUAUCAUGCCUUUAUUCAGAGAAAGUUUUAAGUGUGAAUAGAGCAGGAAACUGAGAGACAAAAUGGGAAAUGACAUGCAGUAAAGAGCCGUAGGUUGGGAUACCCACCACAAAGGCCAUAACUUCUGUACAUGAGUCACCCUAAGUCAAACGGAUGCCCCAUAAAUAGUUUAUUUUAACAUGACUCUGACAAAGGGAAAUAGACAUUCAUAUCUCAGGAAUUUGGGUUUGCGCCUUGGGCAGCCAGGCGAAGGAGGGGGUGGUAGAAAAAUCCCGAACUUUCCACAAACUUCAUGUUAAAUCCUUUGGUUCCAUAUUUAAUCAUUUUUAACUCACUGUGAAUUUCCUGGUAAACCCCCUAAUCCCUCUCUAGUAAAUCCCAUCUAACUCCUUUGUGAAGCCCACCAACUUCCGUCACCUCCUCUCUAAAUUUAUUUGAUUCCCUGAAAUCUCUGUGUCGAUUUCCAAGCAACUGCCUUGUAACUCCCUGUUAAUGCCCCAGUAUUAAUUCCCUCGUGAACUCCAUUAUAACUUCUUGUCAACUUCCUUGUUAACUUUGACGUGACUGCCAUGUAACUUUGUUACUCCAAGUAACUCUGUUGUAACUUCCUGGUAAGUCUGGGCAAUCUCUCCACCAACCACACAGUAUUGUUGGGCAAUUUCUCGAAGUUUUUCCAGCAACUAGAGAAUAUGGUAAUGUGGGCUCUGUCACAAAUUUAAACUUGAAUCCAGCAACACAUUGAAUAUAAAAGGAUGAGUGAUUUAAAGUUACUCAUCCUAAAUUUAGAAAGCAAGCAAAGCACUUUUCCCAAAGUGUUGACAUACUUUGUGAAAGGAUCCUCAUUAGAGACUGAGGUAGUGGGAAAAUCACUGCCAGCAUGCAUCAAAGAAACCAGAAACUGGUUGGUUUAAGCUGUAUUGUGUGUGUUUGUGUCCAUGCAGGGUAUGCCUGAGCAGUGGGCCCGUCUCCUUCAGACCUCCAACAUCAGUAAAUCAGAGCAGAAACAGAAUCCUCAGGCUGUGCUUGACAUUCUCAAAUUCUACGACUCCACCAGCGGGAAACAGAAAUACCUCAGUUUUUCCGCCUCGGGUCAGUUUCUUCCACUCAACAGAUUGAUCAAAGUCCAGUCUCACACCCCGUCUGCCUAAACUCACAUCUGUGUCUCUGUGUUUGAUCUAUUUCAGAUAAAGACUCGCAGUCGGUGAGUGGUUUCAUUCAACUUUUCCACCUGUAUUUAUAACGCUGUGAUGAAUACAUUCUGUGAUGUUUGACCGCCAUCAAUUUAUGUGCGUGUUUGUCGUUGCAGCAAGGUAAGCAGGGUACAGGGAUUUCUCCAUCAGGUGGCAAAGGUGGAGAUGAUGACGACGAUGAUGAUACACCACCUCCUGUUGUGGCACCGCGGCCUGAGCACACAAAAUCAGUAAGUCAAAAUAAGAUUGUCACAUUUGUUUGCUUGUUUGUUUUUUUGAUAGGUGCUUAAAACUCAACUAUGAUCAUAUCUUUCUGUCCUGUGUUGUGUAAGGUGUACACAAGGUCAGUCAUAGAUCCAAUCCCAGCUCCAGAUGGAGACGCUGGUAUGAAGGCAGCAGACAGACAGAAGAAGAAAGGAGGCAAGAUGACAGACGAGGAGAUUAUGGAGAAACUAAGUGCGUUAAACACACACCACUGGUUGAGCCACACUCAUUUUUGGCUUCAGUAGAGCUGACUUCACUUGUUUUCUCUCUUGACUCCCAGGAACUAUUGUUAGCAUCGGAGAUCCUAAGAAGAAAUACACUCGCUAUGACAAGAUCGGCCAGGGGUGAGUCAGAAUUCAGGUCAUUGCAUCAUGCUGACCAAACAUAGUGAGCGCUGACAGGGAUUUAAAUGUUGAAAUGUGGUCGAAAACAGGGUGAAAUCAGGCCUGAAUGUCCAAGACUUGACUUCAACCACUUUGCAGUUGCAGUUGCUAGUUGCUAAUGGGAUUGUAAAGGUAAACCGGUUUGUUUUGUGUGGUAAGCUCUGGGUCUGAGCAGACAAGGUCAUGGAAUCGUCCACAGUUUUUUCAUAGAUGACCCUGAUACACCUUAACACGAUCGCUUUAGCCGUCAUAUAUUAGAAAUGUGGUUUGAAAAUUGUACAAAUUUGUGUGGAUAAACGUGUGACAAAAGCUGAUUUCUCUGGUCUAGACCUAAACGUUUUAUCAGUGUGAAACAGGCAUUGAAAAUCGUUCAGUGGUAGACUACUUGUCUAAGUCUCGAGACAUUUUUUCAGCUAAAAAAGGUCAGCCAAGUGUUAGCUAUGUAGAGUAGUAGAAAUCAAAUAUGGAAAAAUUGACCUCUGUUUGUUUUUCUCAUUCAGGGCGUCGGGUACAGUUUACACAGCCAUAGAUGUUGCCACGGGACAAGAGGUGAGGUUACUUAUUUUGUAUAAAAGCACAAAUGUCUCUUUAGAUUGAUGCUGAGGUUGAAUAAGCGUGAAGGUUGAGGUACCUGUUAUUCUAAAUACUCACUUCCUUUAAAUGUAUGACUUUACUCAUGAGAUUCAUUACCGUAAAUAUCUUAAAAAUCAGUAAAUCAACAAUAACAAACACUUUUACAUUCUGGUGAUUUUAUAAAAUAAUGACUGAAGGUGCUUCAACUCAAACAACAGCCUUAAAUUAUCUUAGUUUAGUCCCCUAACAUUACAUUAUGCUUUAAUAAGUUACAGUAAACUGAGGAGUGGAAGGGAAGGGAAGUCCAGCACUUUGAAGUUUCUGUUUGUUCAUUGUUUGAGUCAUGGGAGAAUUGACUCAGCAAUCGACCCUUCACACCAAGUUUUGUUCACCCUUAGCCUAAAGAAUAUUUAACCUCACAGCUGGUCUGUUUGAAGAUGAUUCUAAAGUAUGCCAAUGUUACUCAAGCAGCUGCAAGGUGUUAUCCCUUACUUAGGAUCUUAAAGGAUUCUGUGUUUUGCAGGUGGCCAUCAAACAGAUCAACUUGCAGAAGCAGCCAAAGAAAGAGCUGAUUAUUAACGAGAUCCUGGUCAUGAAGGAGCUGAAGAACCCCAAUAUUGUCAACUUUGUAGAUAGGUAACAUUGACCUGUGCGACUGUCCACAUUCGUAUCAUAAGCUGUGAGCGUAGAUCUCCAUGGUUGUGACUUUUUUUUUGGUUUGCAUUUGAAGUUUCCUCGUAGGAGACGAGCUUUUCGUAGUAAUGGAGUAUCUGGCUGGCGGUUCCCUCACUGAUGUCGUGACAGAGACGUGCAUGGACGAGGCUCAGAUCGCUGCAGUCUGCAGAGAGGUAGGAAUAUUUCAUUUACAUGACGUUAUUACUGCAGCAUACAAAACAUGAUAUCGUUGGCACGUUGAUGGGUUUGCACAUUACUGCCACCUGUUGGUCAGAGAAAGGACAGACAGGAAUGUAGUUAUGUUGCACAUGUUUUAAAGAUUCCUUCCUGUCCAUUCUCUCUGCAUCCAGGUUCUCCAGGCUCUGGAGUUUCUUCAUGCAAACCAGGUCAUCCACAGAGACAUCAAGAGUGACAACGUUUUGCUUGGGAUGGACGGAUCAGUCAAGCUAAGUAAGGGAGUUUAUGACUUAAAGGCACAUGGUUUUUAUUUUGCAUUUGUAUAUUCUAAAGCAUUUAUUAUUUUCUCUCUUUGCAGCUGACUUUGGCUUCUGCGCCCAGAUCACCCCUGAGCAGAGCAAACGCAGCACAAUGGUGGGGACUCCGUACUGGAUGGCCCCAGAGGUUGUGACCAGGAAAGCUUAUGGACCUAAAGUGGACAUUUGGUCUCUGGGAAUCAUGGCCAUAGAGAUGGUGGAGGGAGAGCCUCCAUAUCUCAAUGAGAACCCUCUCAGGGUGGGUGUCUGCUGUUACCUGAAGUCAGAUAUGACCUCUUAAGGUUCUUGGGUUUAUAAUGGUCUAUAUAAUUUCAAUAGGUAAACACAAAUGAACAGAACCCUGUGUGACCAAAUCAGAUUGGUCUAAAACUCUUUACUUACCACCAGUUAAAGGUCGAUAAAGUCAUAUAACCGAGAGACAAUGACAAAACACCUGUGAACUAGCUUAAAGCAGCUCUCUGAGAUGAUUCGGCACUUUUAAAAACAGGAGCGCGAAUAAUUAAAAUGCACACAUAGAUGUCUUGCGUUUUCAGUUUAUCAUUUAAUUAAAAAUUUUAACUUUUUAACAGUGUUUUUAAACAUGUAAGUCAUUUAGUUCCAUAACUUACAAUCUACUGGAGGUAGUGUUUAUUUCAAAAUAAAAGCAUGCAGAACAAUCGUUUUAGGAGACGUUAUGUUCUCUAUAGAAGUUUUAGUAACACAGCCAGUGAUGAGCAUAAACAAUAAAUUUAAACUGAAGAAGAAAUAGAUGAUGAAAUGUAAGUUAACUGCAUUUAUAUAGACUUGUAAUAUGGAGAUUUUACAUUGCUUUACCCACGUUUUGCCUUUUUUCAGUUUUACUUAGUGUGUUGUUAUAAUUUCAAGUUCUCCAUAAAUGUCAACAUCAUAUUGUUGUGGUGAUAUGGCCAGUAAUUUGGACAUUUUAGACAAUGAAAACACCAUUUCCUCAAAGUACAGUCAAGUACAGUCUAUUCCUCUGUAUUGUUCCUAGGCAUUAUAUUUAAUCGCCACCAAUGGGACUCCGGAGCUGCAGAGUCCAGAGAAACUGUCCCCUGUCUUCAGGAACUUCCUGUCACGCUGCCUGGAGAUGGAUGUGGAGAAACGAGGAUCAGGCAGAGAACUGCUGCAGGUAGAGGAGGCCAAAAAAAACACUUACAACUGCAUCAAUAUAUGAAUAUGUUCCUUUAAAACAUAAGUGCUAACAUUCAUGCCUGAUUUAUUUACUUUAUCAUAAUUGACAAGUGCAUAACUUUACCUCCCUCUGUGUAGCACCCAUUCCUGAAGCUAGCCAAGCCUCUCUCCAGCCUCACUCCGCUCAUCCUGGCAGCCAAGGAGGCCAUGAGGAGCAACCGCUAAAGCACAAUCCCUAAGGACUUUGAGAGCUAAAGCCAGUGACAACCAAACCAGCCAUACCAGCAAGCAUCUUCUACUGGUCUAUGUAGCAAGACCAUCAGCAGCCUGCUUUGGAUGUUUUCUUCAUUCUUUCCAGCGUUCCUGUGCCAGUUCCUUACCGCCAGAUUAAGUGUACUUCUGUGCCUUGUUCUCUAGCUGCAAACUGCCGCACUGUGUUUUCUAUUCGUCGAAGCCAAAGCAUGUGUGUUCUUGAUUGUACACUGGUUACUACAAUAUGCACAUAGAGAUCUUAACCGGACAGUUAUAAUGCACAUGCAUGUAAGUCAACUCAGCUGAGUCCCCAAUAAUGUAAAUCUGAGCACAACACUCUGACUUAAUAUUCCUAAAGUGGGUGUGUGUAUUAAAAAAGCUCAAAGUUCAGUGUUUUGCACUCCUGGAUUGGCUUCAUAUUUCAACAACAUGCAUGCAAAAAGCCAUACCAGUGUCCUUGUUUGAAUUUUUUUACUCAAUUGUUUUCUAACAUCGGAUACCCUCUAGUGGCAGCUCUGGGUUUUACCAGUAACCAAAAUAAGCUGGCUCAAACUUUAAAAACCAGUAAGAUCAAAUCCUGGCAUUUCUAAAAACAAUCCAAAUUCACCUUAGGAAAAAAAAGAUUAAAUUUACUUAACCUGAAUGCAACGUUUCUAUCACUAUGGUGCGUCUUGCAGGUGUUGCGUUUGUCUAAAGCUGUGCCUUUUUGCGUCAGAAGCCUUUUACGUCUAUGUUUCGGUGCAAGUACAACAUAAAUAAUGUGUGUCAGUGUCUGAAUGUGCUGAACUGGAGGAAGACUUUUGCAUUUUUUUGUAUAUUUUGUAUUGUUGAUGUUCUGUUUUUAAUGGCUUUUACAAAUAUGUAUAUCCUCUUUUUUUAAAUAUGUGACUAACACAGGCGAUAAAAGAUUUUGUCACUCCUUUUAGUGAACCCUUACAUUCUCAGCGCAGUUAUGGACUUCGAUCCAUCGACAUAUAAAUAAACCUAUAAAAAACAAAACCAUUAAAUAUUGAGAAGUACUUUGGAACAAUUGUAUUUGUUGACUUUUAAGAUGAGAUUGCAAGUAUCAUCUCAAACUCUUUAUUUUAGCCUAAUAGUGCCUUAUAUGAGUGAUGAUUCAGUCAUGGUACUCAUCAGGUGUACAUAAACACUCAGGUUUACUUCAAUACUGAGGAAUUACAUUGACUGUCUUCCCCAGAACAGACAUUCCAGUUACACGUGUAAAAUGAGUGUUUGAAGAGUUUGGCUAAAUCUGUUGUUGUUCAUCAUGAAACCAAUGACUGGCGAGGAAAAAUACAAAAGAAAUGUAAAUUAUUAAUAAAGGUGGACCUGAA